GUCUUGGCAUCGGCAAGGGGGCAAACAACGACCGCGCAAAGACGAGGUCGACCUGAUCAGCAACAAUUGUGGCUAGUCACGAUACUUAAAUAUCUACUUGAAGCGAAUAACGUCACACAGCAUUGAUUCAAGGCCAAUUCGUGGCGGACUAACAAACAAAACAUGCUUGCAACUCUCGUCGUUGCCGGGAUCGCAGGGUGCGCGCUCGCGCACGGAGACCACGGCAGCGGGUCGCAGAGGCCGGUAGUCGACAAGAAUGCUAGUUGGAUGGUGAAGCACAUGGCUGAGGAACACCACACCGACACCUUCGACGCCGCGUCCUUUUUUGCGCUGCACGACUUCGACGCCGACGGCAUCUGGGCCGCCGACGAGAUCCUAAGGACAUACGGCUUGAUGGACGAGUCCAACAAGAACGUCGCGGAGGGGCGCAAGGACGAGAUUGUACGCGAGAUUCAGACGCUGCUCGACCGCGACAAUGACGGACGCAUCAGCCGCGACGAGUUUGUGCACUUCAUCGACGUCGAGGGCAGGACCCUGCCGGACAUGGGCACGGGCCCAGGGCACCACGGCGACGACGAGUACGAGUACGAGAUCCACCACUGGGAGAAGUACCAUGACGAAAACACGAAAUUGGAGGAUCUUACGCACCCGGAGGACAUUGAGCACUUCAAGAAGCACGAGGAGAUGGAGGCCGAGCAGGAGAGGAUAGAGCAGCUUAACAGGCAGAGCAUUGUCGAGGCCAACAUACCCGCCAAGUUCCGGCGUGAUUAGCUGUCUGGACAGCCAACGGAUACCCAGAGAGAUACGGGGCACAUACUACCACAUACCACGUACA
This is a messenger RNA of Parathielavia appendiculata, 835 nucleotides long. Its product is annotated as putative calcium ion binding protein. Gene Ontology annotation, cellular component: endoplasmic reticulum-Golgi intermediate compartment; extracellular exosome. The transcript is spliced from 3 exons. Gene Ontology annotation, molecular function: calcium ion binding. The record is from RefSeq and is a predicted model, not a curated record. NCBI's taxonomy places the organism in Eukaryota, Fungi, Ascomycota, Sordariomycetes, Sordariales, Chaetomiaceae. The coding region runs from base 163 to 771 and encodes 202 amino acids.